AGCUCACCAGGACAGGUACAUUCUAUUACGUCAUGACGAAUAUGACGGAGAAACCCUAUCCCCUCUGAAACGUCAAUAGCGACGUUAACAUAAGCAUUAGGAGGGCGUUUGAACGUGAAAGGGUGCACUUGUCUUCUAGCUCGCCCAUUCAGUUAUUCAAUGUUGGCCAACCUAACCUUGCUAUGUUACGGCAUCAUAUGACCCACGGCUGAAUAGCUUUACUGUCAUCCGAUUCCUUAGUCCACUGUGGUUUGUAGGCGUUAGUCUUGCCUCCAUCCAAGGCCGAGUGCGAGCAGCAUGAAGGCCUUUCCCGGCUUACUACUCCUUACGGCAGUCUUAACAUGGAUACCAGGAUCUAUAUGCCAGGAUGAGGCCAAAGCCUUAAAGGCGUCCCUCUUGUCCAACUAUGACAAAAGUUUGCGGCCGGUCAAGUCAGCGUCUACAGCUGUGAACGUGGACUUCGACAUCUCCCUGAAGCAGAUUAUUGAACUGGCGGAGAAAGAGCAGACAUUCCGAAUCAACAUUUGGCUGCGUCUGUACUGGGAUGAUGAGUACCUGACCUGGAACGCCUCAGAACACGGUGGUGUGGAAUCAUUGACCAUUCAUUCUUCUGAUAUUUGGAGGCCCGACAUCUUCCUUUACAACAACAUCGCCGAGACGUACGGUGCCAUAGACACCAUCACUGACGUCACCGUGACCAGUGCAGGAAGAGUGUCGUACCUCCAGCCCGCCAUCUUCACCAGCGCAUGUCCAGUGGAUAUUUCAAGGUUCCCUUUCGACAAGCAGGAAUGCAUUCUGGAGUUUGGGUCUUGGGUCUACACCGGCAAUCUGCUGAACAUCUCCCUGGUGAACCCAUACGCAGACCGCGCUAUCUUCACCCUGAAUGAAGAAUGGAUCCUGCAUGGAGUGCCAAUGGAAAGAAAGGUGGACAUCUAUCCCUGCUGUCCCGACCCCUACGUCACUGUCCACCUUACCAUGCAACUGGAGCGUCGGUCCUUCUUCUACAUGUUCAACAUGGUUGUACCCUGCGCCAUCCUGAUGGUACUGAACGUGUUCGGCUUCUACAUCCCCCCUGACAGCGGGGAGCGGCUGGGUUUCUUCAUCACCAUCCUGCUGGCUCUCGUCGUCUUCCUGCAGGUUCUGUCGGACUCUCUGCCCAAAACUUCAACAACUACUCCUCAGCUUGGCCAGUUCUUCGCCGCCACCAUCGCGCUGGUAGGCUUCUCGUGCCUGGCCUCCAUCGUGGUGAUCAGGAUGUCCUACAGCAGCCCGCCCUCCCGCCCGCUGCCCCGCUGGCUCCGUCUGAUUCUGCUGCGCUACCUGGCUCGCCUCUUCUGUAUGAACACCAUCGCGGAGGAGAAACACGUGGUUCAUCCCGUCAAAGACAAAGAGGGGUUCGACAAUGUUUCGGAUAAGGAGACUAUCCAGCAGAAGGACACGCCGAAUCUCGCGCUUGAUCUUUCUCUGCGUGAGAUUGUACGCUACAGCCGGGAAUACUCAGCACAAACCCGAGAGAAGAAAGAAGAAGAGGAAGAUCAGGACGAGUGGAAGAUGGCGGCUCUUGUGCUGGACAGGGCGCUGAUGUUCGCUGUUGGAUUGGCAACGAUUAUCGUUUGUUUGGUGUUACUCCGCUAAACUCCCGUAAUCAUGACAGAAGCAGGCAGGUAUUUUAAGCUAAGGGCACAACCCGCCGUACGUACAAUUUGUUCAGGCUGUACAGGGCAGGCG
This is a messenger RNA of Branchiostoma floridae (Florida lancelet), 1728 nucleotides long. RefSeq names its product neuronal acetylcholine receptor subunit alpha-10-like. The record is from RefSeq and is a predicted model, not a curated record. Gene Ontology annotation, biological process: signal transduction; chemical synaptic transmission; nervous system process. Gene Ontology annotation, cellular component: synapse; neuron projection; postsynaptic membrane. The coding region runs from base 298 to 1635 and encodes 445 amino acids. Gene Ontology annotation, molecular function: acetylcholine-gated monoatomic cation-selective channel activity; transmembrane signaling receptor activity. Lineage: Eukaryota; Metazoa; Chordata; Leptocardii; Amphioxiformes; Branchiostomatidae. The transcript has 8 exons.